GAUGGCACUCAAACCCCUCCACUGCUUCUCUUUGGUCUUCCAUCUUUUUGUAACCCUUUCUUCCGUCGCCAAUGCCAAGCGACAGAUGCCGAGUGACCAAAAACCCUCGCCUUUUGACUUCAUCAAACACUUGGAAGGGUGUCACAAGGGCAACAAAACUAAAGACAUCCACCACCUCAAACACUAUCUCCACCAAUUUGGUUAUCUUGAUUAUCCCAACCAAAUACAUGCCAACAACAACGAUUUCGAUGAUCUCCUUGAAUCUGCUCUAAAAGAGUACCAACGUUAUUAUAACAUUAAUCCGACCGGGGCGGUGGAUGCUGAAACCAUCGCAAAAAUGGUAAUCCCUCGAUGUGGGAACCGUGACAUUGUUCACGGUACCAACACCAUGCUCCCUAGGCCAAACAAAAAGGAAAAUUCAAACUCGAGCACAAACUCCAUCCACACAGUAUCUCAGUAUAGCUUCUUCCCCGGAAAUUUGAGAUGGAGUAAAACACAUCUGACUUAUGGGUUCUCACCCAACACCCCAACGGCCACCAUAGACCCCGUCAUCCGUGCAUUUGCGAAAUGGGAUUCUGCCACUCAUUUCACUUUUUCACGAGCCCAAAACAAUCAAAGGCCUGAUUUGAUAAUAGGGUUUCACCGCCGCGACCAUGGAGACGGAUCCCCAUUUGACGGCCCGGGAGGGACCAUAGCCCAUGCAUUUGCUCCAAGCGAUGGGAGGUUUCACUACGACUCAGACGAGGCAUGGUCAAUGUCACCCGUGGGAAAUGCAUUCCACUUGGAGACGGUUGCGCUGCAUGAAAUUGGGCACCUUCUUGGGCUUGGGCAUAGCUCAGUUGCCGAUGCAAUCAUGUAUCCUUCGAUUUCGCGUGGGGCGACCAAGAAUUUGCAUGCAGAUGAUAUUCAGGGAAUCAAAGCUUUAUAUAAUGUCUGAAAAUCAACACGCUGUUGCAUAGCUGAAUUAUCUAGUACAUCUACGUACGUGUGAUAAUAAAGUCUCCGUAG
Molecule: messenger RNA, 1008 nt
Organism: Sesamum indicum (sesame)
Lineage: Eukaryota; Viridiplantae; Streptophyta; Magnoliopsida; Lamiales; Pedaliaceae
Product: metalloendoproteinase 2-MMP
Biological process (GO): collagen catabolic process; extracellular matrix organization; proteolysis
Cellular component (GO): extracellular matrix
Molecular function (GO): zinc ion binding; metalloendopeptidase activity
Source: RefSeq, a predicted model, not a curated record